This is a messenger RNA of Aspergillus niger, 1542 nucleotides long. RefSeq lists its product as uncharacterized. Bases 1 to 1542 code for a protein of 513 amino acids. Lineage: Eukaryota; Fungi; Ascomycota; Eurotiomycetes; Eurotiales; Aspergillaceae. Gene Ontology annotation, cellular component: nucleus. The record is from RefSeq and is a predicted model, not a curated record. Gene Ontology annotation, biological process: protein phosphorylation; mitotic DNA damage checkpoint signaling. The transcript is spliced from 6 exons. Gene Ontology annotation, molecular function: protein binding; ATP binding; protein serine/threonine kinase activity.
AUGAGCCUGACCGAAGUUCGCAUCGGCGGACACCUUCAAAUUCAGAACUCCCGCAAGCUAGUUCAUCGCCUCCUAGCGAUACUCAAGCCCUUUCUCAAUUUGUUUAUCCCCCUAGAGCAUUUGCCGAUGAAUGGCUACCUGAUAGGCCGACACCCUGAAUGCGACUUGGUGAUUAAUAUACCUACUGUGUCAAAUCGACAUGCUUUGGUAUUUUCGGAAAAUAGGAAAGGCGAUGCCGUUGCUUUUCUGCAGGAUCUUUCCAUUAAUGGUACUUUUGUCAAUGAUGCAAUGGUGGGCCAAAACAAACACCGUGAACUUGAAGAUGGUGAUGAGGUCACUAUUCUAGAUGAAGCACGUUUUGUUUUCAGAUAUCCCCGGACACGAGAUACCAAUCGUUUCCGCCAACAAUAUAGGCUUCUGCAACAGCUUGGGAAAGGCCACUUCGCCACAGUCUACCUUUGCGUAGAACGGUCUACGGGGGCUCAAUAUGCUGUAAAAGUUUUCGAGAAACGCUCUGGCGAUUCGCAGCAUUCCCAAAAUGAAGUUCUUCAUCAGGAAAUCGGUAUCUUGAUGGGCGUCAGUCAUCCGAAUUUGCUUUGCCUCAGAGAUACAUUCGACGAAAGCGACGGCGUUUAUCUGGUCCUGGAACUCGCUCCAGAAGGCGAAUUGUUCAACUUGAUUAUCAGCCAGCAGAAAUUUUCAGAAAGUGAGACUCGUUGCAUCUUUAUCCAAUUGUUUGAAGGGCUGAAGUAUUUGCAUGACCGAGGCAUCAUUCAUCGUGACAUUAAACCUGAAAACAUUCUUGUCGCCAACAAAGAGUUGACAGUGAAACUUGGUGAUUUUGGAUUAGCCAAGAUUAUUGGUGAAGACUCGUUUACUACCACACUAUGCGGCACACCAACCUAUGUCGCGCCAGAAAUCUUGCAGGAGCGGCGCUAUCGAAGAUACACAAAGGCUGUGGAUGUCUGGUCUCUCGGAGUCGUUCUAUACAUAUGCCUUUGCGGAUUUCCCCCAUUCUCUGACGAACUAUACACAACUGAGCACCCGUACACGUUAGCACAACAAAUACAACAAGGGAGCUUCGACUAUCCAUCUCCGUAUUGGGACACUGUGGGUGAUCUGGCCUUGGAUCUGAUAGACCGAAUGCUCACAGUUAAUGUCGACGACCGAAUCACGGUGGAUGAAUGCUUAGAGCACCCAUGGAUUACAGGAAAGCAGCCUAGUGUUACCGACAGCACAGACGGCCUGACUGGGGCUUUAGGAAAUUUGGACUUUUCAAAAAGAAAGCUAGCGCGCGAAAGAACACUUCUCAGCAAUCUCAAUGAUGUUCGCUACAGUGAACAUGAGCGGACAAGUGGUGCUCCUGUCAAAGUUUUCCACAAGAACGAUGCUGGGAAACGUGUUCACAACCAUCCAGCCAAAAAUGCACGAGAGCGUGAAGUAUCACCUAACGAGAAAAGUGCCCCGAAUAACUUUGUCAACCUCGGAGAACAAGGUGACCCAGUUUUGUUCGAUGACAAACCAAAACAUGGGCAUAACUGA